This is a messenger RNA of Durio zibethinus, 2299 nucleotides long. Its product is annotated as transcription factor bHLH144-like. NCBI's taxonomy places the organism in Eukaryota, Viridiplantae, Streptophyta, Magnoliopsida, Malvales, Malvaceae. Gene Ontology annotation, molecular function: protein dimerization activity. The record is from RefSeq and is a predicted model, not a curated record.
CGUGCAUCCAACGGUCACUUUCCCUUCCGCAGUACACGGUAAUGCUUCGAAUCCAACGGCUCAAAUCUUACCCCGUUUGACUGCGAACUGCACAAAUCCCAAUAAAAAAUCCCUGAGAAAAAAAAAAAGAAAAUUAAUUGCUCACACCAAAAAUUUCAGUAUUUCACCCAACUUCACUUCUUGAUCGACGCUGCAACUUUCUUCAGCGCAAAUCUAGGGUUUUUUUUGUCAGACCAGUUUUCCGUAUUUUUCUUCGUCUCUUGUUUUGGCUGCUUCAAAUCCUUCGAUUUAUUUACGUCUUUUUUGCGUUGAUCAUUUAUUUUUGAAGAAGCUUCGAUUUAUUUUUCAAUAAUCAUUUCGGGGUUGAGUGGAAGAUAAACAAAAUGCCGCGGUAUUUCGUGAAUUGUGUGCACUUGGUGGUUUUCUUUCGUUUCAUAGUGUAAUUUUUAUUUGUUUUUGGUGAAUUUCAACUGAAUUUGGAAGGGAUUCAAUUCAUUCAAUUUAGUGUUGUUGGCGAUUGAAAAAUUUUGGUUGGAAGUGUGAGAAUGUACAUUGCAGUAACCAUAAAGAGAUAUCGAGCAGUUAAGGAAGUUGGGAAGAUUAAAAUGAGCGUUGGUGUUAUUGCAUACUAUCAAUUAGUCCAAGUUUGUCAGGCUGAGUAUUUUCGUCAGUUGCUUAAACCUGUUACGUAGUCUAGUAUUACAAAGUUCUUGGAAACUGGGACCUGGGAGAGUCUGCCAUUUGGUUGUGUUAUACAUAAGGUUGUGACAGAAUGAAACAUCUGGUUGUGUUGACGGUAAAUUUGGGAUAGGCAGCUGUCAUGUUGUGAUGGUGAUCCACUAGUUUAGUCAAUAGUAUAUUAUAGUUAUAAGCCUUUUCGCUACUUAAAAGUUGAAUAUUAGCAAGUUCAAAGCCUAGAAGCAAUCUUUUAUUGUGAACUUCUUGAUUUAGAAGAAAAUUCAAUGCAGAGUGACCAUCAAUUUUACCCCCCAAAAGCAGUGCCCACGCUUGCAGAUCAAGUGGGUGAUAAUUACAUGCACAUCCCAGUUACUUCUGCUUUUGCUACAGUUUUACCUCCAUGUUCUAAGCCAUUGCCACCCCUCCUUGGCAUUGAGUUUCAACCCUCAGAGGUUUGUCCCGAGAAUUUCAUUAUUUUCAAUCGGACUGACCAUAGAAAUCAGAUCAUGUUCAAUCCUGCUAUUGCAAACAAGUUUAAUGGUCAUGGAUUAAAUGUUUUUGCAACUUACUUCAAUGGCAAUAAUGAGAGAAAAGAUGUUAAUGAUGUGGAAAAAGAAACAUCAUCUUCUCUGAAAGAGGAUUCAGAUGAUAUUGAUGCGCUACUCAGCUCAGAAGAGGAAGAACAGGAAGACUAUGAUGAGGAAGAGGUUAGCACAGCACGGACUUACGGAAAUUAUGAAAUCAACUCUGAUUCUCCCUCUUCUUACGGUUCAAAACCAAGAAAGAACAGGUCAUGCUCUUCUACUCUGAAGUCCUAUGGUAGUGGUGGCAGUUGUGACCCUGAAACUAAGCGACUGAAAAUGAAGAAAAUGGUGAAGGUUUUAAGGGGAAUUAUUCCAGGUGCUGAUCAGAUGGGUACUGUAGCUGUUAUUGAUGAAGCUGUUAGGUACCUCAAGUCUCUGAAGGUUGAAGUAAAGAAGCUUGGAGUUGGGAAUUUCAAGAAUGGAGAUUGAACCCUUAUCAUGGUAAUGGUUUUCUUACCUUCUAGAAUUUAAGUUUACUCUUUGUUGUGUACCCUUCCUUCACUGGUCUCUCUCUGAUGGCUUACAGUUCAGAGACAAGGAGACAGGUAUUUAGCAUUAAUGUUUUUGUUGUAAUUUCCAGUUAUGCACGUAUUAAUUAUGUGCCAGCGCACAAAUUGCUGUUGAAACUUUUGGACCUCAUUCAUCGUUCUCUAAGAUGGAGAGAAGUUGAGAUGGAGUUUGGCUGUGUAAUAUGGCUACUAAGUUUCUAGUUGCCAUUAUCUUUAUGGCACAAGUAGCUGCUUUGAAUGUUAAUAUAAAACUUCCUGUUGUUGAAUAAAUAUUAUAAGUACUUGUUAAAUCCCGGAUAAGCACUGAUCACCUUUGGUGAGCACCACUUACUCAGACUGCUGACUUUGUUUGUUUGGUGUCCUUUUUUUUGUUUCUUUUUAUAUUCUCGUGGGGUUUUUCCCCCUUGACACAAUACUCGGGGAAUUAAUUUGUCGGAAUUCUAGAGACAUGCUGUCAAUACAUUAUGUGGUGACUGAUCCAGUUUGUAUAUAUAUUGUUAUCAGUAUCUGAGCGCGAGUUGCACAAAU